This is a messenger RNA of Papaver somniferum (opium poppy), 1750 nucleotides long. Its product is annotated as 26S proteasome non-ATPase regulatory subunit 11 homolog. Gene Ontology annotation, biological process: ubiquitin-dependent protein catabolic process. Gene Ontology annotation, molecular function: structural molecule activity. The coding region runs from base 163 to 1431 and encodes 422 amino acids. The record is from RefSeq and is a predicted model, not a curated record. The transcript has 2 exons. Gene Ontology annotation, cellular component: proteasome regulatory particle, lid subcomplex. NCBI's taxonomy places the organism in Eukaryota, Viridiplantae, Streptophyta, Magnoliopsida, Ranunculales, Papaveraceae.
UUACCAACUUCCAAGGACGAAAGCUUAAAAGGAGUAUUUCUCCCUGCCUUUUCUUUUUGGCCCUGUCCUGGUGUGCUCUUCAAACCCCCCGAAUUUUGAGACUCAAAGCUAGGGUGUUGGUCGAAAUUCUUUAUUCUCUGUAUCGAGUUGCUAAAAGCAGUCAUGUCUUCAGGGUACCUUCCGGCAACAAUGGAUUCCAUUGAUAACGCUCUAGAAGCGAAAGAUCCAUCUGAGUCGAUCCCUCUUUAUUACCGCAUACUUGAGAAUCCAUCAUGUUCGUCAGAAGCACUGCGUGUUAGGGAACAGGCCAUUUCGAAUCUUUGUGACCUUCUCAGACUAGAGAAGAGGGCGGAGGAUCUCCGAAGCCUUCUCACCCUAUUGAGACCUUUCUUUGCCUUAAUCCCAAAAGCUAAAACUGCAAAGAUUGUGCGAGGAAUCAUCGAUACAGUGGCUAAGAUUCCUGGAACCACUGAUCUUCAGAUAUCUCUUUGCAAAGAGAUGGUGGAGUGGACCCGUAUUGAAAAACGUACAUUUCUGAGGCAGCGCGUUGAGGCUAGGCUUGCAGCACUUUUGAUGGAAAGCAAGGAAUACUCUGAAGCUUUGAGCCUUCUUUCUGGGUUAAUCAAGGAGGUCAGGAGAUUAGACGACAAACUUCUUCUCGUCGACAUAGAUUUACUAGAAAGUAAGCUCCAUUUCUCGUUGAGAAAUCUACCCAAGGCUAAAGCUGCACUCACAGCCGCAAGAACAGCUGCAAAUGCCAUCUAUGUUCCUCCAGCACAGCAAGGGACCAUAGACUUGCAAAGUGGGAUUCUCCAUGCAGAAGAAAAGGAUUACAAGACUGGUUACAGUUAUUUCUUUGAAGCAUUUGAGGCCUUCAAAGCUCUUGAGGAUGAUCGUGCUAUCUUCUGUCUAAAGUACAUGUUGUUGUGCAAGAUCAUGGUCAGCCAGGCUGAUGAUGUUGCAGGAAUAAUUUCUUCAAAAGCAGGCCAUCAGUAUGGGGGACCUGAAUUGGAUGCCAUGAAAGCUGUUGCCGAUGCUCAUUCAAAGCGAUCCUUGAAGAGUUUUGAGGCUGCCCUGCGAGAUUAUAAGGCUCAGUUAGAAGAAGACCCGAUUGUUCACAGGCAUCUGUCUUCCUUGUAUGACACACUUUUGGAGCAGAAUCUCUGCAAAUUGAUUGAGCCUUUCUCAAAUGUUGAGAUUGCCCAUAUUGCUGAUCUUAUUGAAUUGCCUGUUAGUCACGUGGAGAAAAAGCUGUCUCAGAUGAUACUAGAUAAGAAGUUUGCAGGGACUUUGGAUCAAGGAGCGGGGUGCCUCAUCAUCUUCGAUGAUGCCAAGCAAGAUGCAAUAUUCCCAGCAACUUUGGAAACAAUCUCUAACAUCGGCAAGGUCGUAGAUAGUCUCUACACUAGGUCUGCUAAGAUUAUGGCAUAAAGGUAGGUUUGGCUAGUUGUUGCUCUCUUUGUGCAGUUCUUUUGUCAAGUCCCUUCUCAUGUUUCAUAUAGAGAUCAAUAUAUAGACAGAGAAGAGAUGGCUUAACACAUGCUUUUGCCCAGUCAUGCUUUUGUUUCUGUUUGUUGGCAAGGUGUUAGUUCUAGUCUUUCAUAACUUAUAUUCCGCACUUGGAUUUUGAGUAUGAUAAUUGCAAGUGAUGUCGCUGUUAUCAUAUAUGACUUGGAAAAACGAAGCAUGUCCUUGGGUUUUACUGGUUUGUUGCGUGAGAAUCUACCUAUCUUUUCUGAAUUUGUGGUUA